Messenger RNA from Folsomia candida, 3262 nucleotides. Its product is annotated as fibroblast growth factor receptor 3. Gene Ontology annotation, biological process: positive regulation of kinase activity; multicellular organism development; cell surface receptor protein tyrosine kinase signaling pathway. Gene Ontology annotation, cellular component: signaling receptor complex. The record is from RefSeq and is a predicted model, not a curated record. Gene Ontology annotation, molecular function: transmembrane receptor protein tyrosine kinase activity; ATP binding. The coding region runs from base 41 to 3076 and encodes 1011 amino acids. NCBI's taxonomy places the organism in Eukaryota, Metazoa, Arthropoda, Collembola, Entomobryomorpha, Isotomidae. The transcript is spliced from 14 exons.
ACAAAUCCAGAAUAUUCGCAUUCUCACCAUCCAUUCCACCAUGGAGCUUGGAAAAGUGUGCAUUUUUAUUUGCACCUUAUCCAUCAAACUCUUGCACGUUUUUGGGUCUACAUUUGGGUCCAGAGCGGAUUUUGACUGCACGAGUUACGACAACAAGUCUCCUGAAAUUGAAGUUGAGACGAGUUCUGCUGGAUUCAAUGCACGCGUCCCUUCGCUCUCCGCCAUUGAGAACGUGGAGGAUGCGAGCGUGUCGCGGAGCUAUUUCGACUGUCGCGACUCCAUCCCGGUCGACUGGAUCAUGGACAUUCACCCCUCGAGGGAUACAUUCCAAUUCACACGAAGCUUUUACCAGCAGCAGCAGAGCACGACGAGUGGUUCGUCACCAGUGUUUUCCGCCUACAGCGUGUUUCUCUACAAACCUGGAAGUCUGAGGCAUCCAGCUCUCCUCAUGUGCGAAAAUGCUUGUGGGGGUCGAUCGUUUUUGGAAAUCACGCCAGGCCAAUUCUCCGCCACGAUUCAGCCCACUUCCAUCCCCACGACGGACACAUUUUCGAGUCUGGCACAAAAAUUGGUGCGGUCGCGUAGUAAUGCAUCUUCACCACAGGUCGAAAUUGAGACGCCGUGUCAGCUCGUGCUGAACGUCCAAGUCAAACAUGACGAGAAGGGUCAGCAUCGCUUGUACUACGUCUGGACAGCAAGUGCGGAGGGAGUUUUUGUGCAGAAAACGAUGCUGGAGUCAUCUCCGACCACGACGGACCAGGGGAUUUACUACAGAAACGUGUUCAGAACGGUGGACGAGGAGCGAAAUUGCGUCAAACUCCUAACCUCGAGUGAUCCCUGUUCCGGUUGCAGGGAAGUAAGGCCCACGUCAACGUACGGGGAUGAGGACACCUUUCUGAACAGUGCUGCAUUCUACGCCAGGUCAAAUUCGGAGGUCAAACUGGCGUUCAAAGGACUUUUCAGUGUCACGAGACCACGGCAAUUUUAUUUUGAGUGGGAUUUGCCUCUUCUGGAGUUGAUGGAUUUCCAGCUUCCUUCCGUUCUUUACGUGGGCCACGAGUUUGUCGCUAAUUGUUCAGUGUCCACGAUUUACUUUGCGUAUGGAACCCUCAUUUACCAUCAAACUGACUUCACGAAUCGUUUGUCAAAUCACACUGAGACCGAGACCUGGACCCCAAAUGGACAUCGCGUCGUGAGCAGACGGGUCACAUUCUUUGAAGGGAACGAAACCCACACUUUAACCUGUUCCGCUCCCCUCUGGAACUGGUCGCAGCGGGUGGAGAAGAGCGUCCACGUGUUUGUCGAAUACCCAGCCGUUCCACGAGUUGAGGGAGAUGCAGGUGAGGAACUCGUCUCUGUGCAGAAUGGCCAGGAGAACGUGACCCUGGCUUGCUCCGCCGUGGGGAAACCGAGACCAAGUUUGGAGUGGGGGCUACCCAGCCGACAAAAUAUCUCGUCAUUGCUGGAAAUUAUUACUUCCGAGGACGACGAGGACGAGACGCGUGUAACCUCCACGAUUUCUAUGCCCAGGAUUACCACAGUUCUGCUUGGAACGUAUCGCUGCAAUGUGGACAACGUGUUUGGAAAUAGUUCAAAAGCGUACAACCUUCAAAUCCCAAUCGAGGGCUUAUCAGUCGCUACGAAGGCUGGGUUAUCUUCCGGGCUGGGUGCCGUAGUCGUUAUCGGCAUCGUCACGGCGCUCCUAAUUUAUCGCAAAAUCCUUCUCCAGCGGAAAGAGUACCGGACGAAGACGGCAGAAGCCAUUCGAGAAUUUAAGGAGGGAGUCAAACAUGCCCAGAAAGAGAAGGAGGCUGCCUUUUCGACCACUUUCAAAAGUGGUCGAAAAGGAUCCGGCGGUGGUGGUGGUGGGACAAACAUCUUUAAAAAACUAGGUUUAGGAAAGGAAAAGAUAAAAUCCGAGUGUCACAUUUACGACUCAAAAGAGCACACCCACCACGCCUCCAUUCUCGAACUCCCCUACGACGACAGCUUCGAAGUUGAUGUCGCCAAAUGGAAAAUUGAGGACACGCUCCUGGGUCAGGGUGCAUUCGGAGUGGUGAGGAAGGGGUCCGUGGAAACUGAGGGCCAUGCGCGACAGGUCGUGGCCGUCAAAGUUCUCAAGUCCUCCGUGGAAAUCGACGACUUUAAAAGUUUCCUGACCGAGCUCAAAAUCAUGGCGUUCAUCGGGAAACAUCCUAACAUCGUAAAUCUCGUGGCUGCAUGCACACACAACAUUGAACAACGCGAUGUCAUGAUUGGUGUCGAGUUUUGUGCCAACGGAAGUCUUCAGGACUAUUUUAAAGAGAAGCGAAACGUGUUUCAAACCUUGGAUGGAUCUCUCGAAGCAGAAUCUUCACGGAGGACUUACGCCAACUUGAACAAUUCAGUAGCACUGACCGAGCUGGACUUGUACACGUGGUCCUACCAAAUUGCCAACGGAAUGGAGUUCUUGGCUGGAAAGAAGGUUCUUCACGGAGAUCUCGCAACUCGAAACGUUCUCCUGGCAUUGGACAAAACUGCAAAAAUUUCGGACUUUGGACUUUCUCGUCUCCUCCUCGAUUCGAAAAAUUACACAAAAAAGAGUCGCGUCCCGCUUCCGUGGAAAUGGAUGUCGAUCGAAGCUCUGAAAGCGCUCUCUUUCUCCAGUGCGAGUGACGUCUGGGCCUUCGGGGUCACCCUCUUUGAAAUCUUCACCCUCGGAGAAGUCCCCUACGCCGGCCUGAGCUUCGGUCCCGAGUUCAUCGCCCAACUGGAGAGUGGCUUCAGACUCAGCAAACCUCCCCUCGCCACAGAAUACGUCUACAACAUAAUGAAGCACUGCUGGAACGCGGAUGCCGAGGCCCGAGUAACUUUCGUCCAGCUGAAAACGGCCUUCUCCGAGCUGCUCGACGUCUUCACGAAUCCGAGUGGGGCUCCAGUCCCCGUGACGAGGGAGCGACUGAACACGCCCACGUCCAGAGAAUUCCAGAGAAGCCCAGUCCCCCAUCCGAGGACGAGGGGGCGAGGUCAACAGCUGCAGCAAAAUUGGUACUCCAACCGACCCAUCCAAAUACCUAAUUUGUACCUCAACGUGUAAACUUGUAUUAUGCUAAUUCAAGAAUAUGAAGUGACAUUGCUAUUGAUGAUUGAUUGAUUAAAAACCAGAAUCCUUGUUAAUUUAGAAUUUCUAUUUGUAUCCAUAAUUUAGCACGCAGAGAAAAGCUGCAUUAUUUUUAUUGGUUCAUUAAACUAAUGGAAAGACAUUAAAUCGGUUAACUGCUGA